AUGACAUUUAUAUUCAGAGAUGAAUCGCUAUUAUCACAUGAAAACAAUCAAUUUCUUAUAGAUCUUUUAGAUUUUUUCCAUGUACAAAAUGUAUCACUGGCUAUAUUUCUUCUGAUUUGUUUGAUUUUAUUUGGGUUACUGUUGUUCACAUUGCUUUGUUAUCUAAUCAUAUCAAUUUGUCGUAAAAUAUUCACUUUUAAAAAUCAUCACUCAACAAUAAUAUCAAUCAAUCAUAAUAAUAAAGAACAUUUCAAACCAUUUGAAUUUGAUCAACCUUAUAUUAAACAAGGAAUAUUACAUUAUAGUUUAAAUUAUUGCACAAAAUUGCAUACUUUAACUGUAGGAAUUAUCGGCGCGGAAGAUUUGAAAUUUUCGCCACAAUUAACAAAUUAUCAUACACGUGUAACAAUGACUUUGUCAAUUUGGGAUCAAAAUCAUUGGAUUUUAUUAGAUCAUCAACAAAGACAAACAUUGUAUGCUGAUGGUUUAAAACCUCAAUGGAAUGAAAAAUUCACUUUUGAAAUAUUAUUACAGUCACAACUGAUGCAAACAAAUUUAUUCAUUGAAGUGUUGACAAGUGAUUCAAUUGGUCAAGAUGAAUGUAUUGGAUGCUUACAUGUAUUUCUCAGUGGUAUUGAUCCAGAUUUGUAUUUUAAUAAGGAAUAUAUAUUAUCAGACACUUUAAAAGUAUACUUAAUUAAUUUCACUGAUUUAGGUGAAAUGUCUAUCGGUUUACAAUAUGACAACGCACAUUGUCUACAUAUUCGUUUAAUUGAGAUACGUAAUUUAAAUCUUGACAAUAUUAUUCAAUCACCUAAUAAAUAUCAUGAAAUUUAUGUGAUAGUCUGUGUAAUAAUUCGUGAAAAACUAAUAAAACGUGAAGUUAUUACAUCACACAGUGAAUUCAAAGAUUUAUAUUUUAAUCAUACUGUUAGUGUGAAUUUAAAAAGAAAAACGGACAAUUUAAACGAUGUACAAAUUACUUUCCAAUUAUGUCAUUCAAAUCAACACAAACAGAAGAAACAACUAUUAGGUCAUAUAAGUAUUGGUUCUAAAUCAUCACAGAAUACAGGAUUUAAACAUUGGCUAGCAAUGUCGAACGAUCCAUUCAAUAUGAAUAUAAUGUGGCAUAUUUGGAAUCCAAUAUCAUAG
Schistosoma turkestanicum is the source of this 1152-nucleotide messenger RNA. NCBI's taxonomy places the organism in Eukaryota, Metazoa, Platyhelminthes, Trematoda, Strigeidida, Schistosomatidae. The record is from the annotation of a GenBank genome assembly.